GGGUUUUUGGCCCAGCGACAGGCUAGCGGGCGCCAUCGCUGGUACCAGGAAUACGGGAGCGCGAGUCGCACAGAAUGGCACACUUGUUAGGUAGGGAGAGCGCGAAGGGCUCAAGGGAGACAAGAACGUCCACCUGGGCCUCGGGCCUAGCGGAUGACAUGCUUGGGCGGCUCGUCACGUUAUAAGGUAACCGGUACACUGGCUGGAUCCAUAGCAGCCCACUGGGGUACCGGUGCGGGACUGCGAACAGACGCACCGGAGAAAGUACCGAGGGGCUCGCCAGGACGAUGGCGCGAGGUACUGCGUACUUGCACGUUGGACAGACUUGUACGAGUACCUUGGCCCUCUGUGAGCGAAGCGCGAGUACCGGUACGUGGGCGACAGUUGACAGCCGACCGCUGACAGCUUGUCGCCUCCAAGCCAAUUCUCACGUCGCCAUCUCGCCUCGUUAUCCACUUGGGCCAGCUGGGCAGAGCGAAGACGGAGAUGCAGCACGCAACACGCAACACGCAACACCCGUUCCGCUGGCGAUUUCUUUUUUUUUUUUUUUUCCCUUUUUCAUUUGCCCGUCAUGCUGGGUGUCUGUCUGUUAUCCGCACGGCCUCACGGGCAAAUCAAAUCAAAGCAAAUCAGCUCAGCAGGGCGCGCGCACAUCGAGGCAAUGCCUGCUUCUGGUCGCUGUGCAAUAAUCGGCCACCCUUGCCCUCCACUUUUUCGACCCUCCCACCGCCGUCGCAUCGCAGCUCGUCCGAGAGCAGUAAAUGCAUAUCCGUAACCCUAUGGAUGUACGGCGUGCAGUGCAGUACCGGUACUGACUGUACUCGUGCAGGAUUGAAGGGAGAGGGAGGGGUCGGACCAGGACCAGAACCAGAGAGGCACAUGCUCGAGACUCGACCCGAGCUGGAGACACACACGGACUGACACGACGAAAAGAGAGAUCCGAAUAAAGGAACAACAAGAAAAAAAAAGCCUCGGUCCUUGGACAUUUGAUGCUGUUUCAGCCACCUCGACGGGGUCGCAUUCAGAAUAUUG
Trichoderma harzianum CBS 226.95 is the source of this 1032-nucleotide messenger RNA. RefSeq lists its product as hypothetical. Lineage: Eukaryota; Fungi; Ascomycota; Sordariomycetes; Hypocreales; Hypocreaceae. The transcript has a single exon. The record is from RefSeq and is a predicted model, not a curated record. Bases 487 to 921 code for a protein of 144 amino acids.